AUGGCGUCUUCUUCGGCUCCCGAUCUGUCAAUAAUACCUGCCCUGGGCGGGACCAUUCCUCCCCAAUCGAGCGCGAGUGACGAAACGAAGAAGCAAAUCCAAGGCGACGACGAAAGGAAAAGAAGCCACGAGUCUUUGAAGGAAAUCUUGAAUGAAGAUGAAGUCGACGUUGAGCAAGCCGAACGCACCUUUGCUGAGCUUCGUCGCCAGCUGACUGAGGCUUCGUCGUUACAUUUGGCCCAAGAGGGAAAGACAGACGCUGAAAAGCAAGAUCCGGAUGCCACCUUUGAUCUUUUAGCAUACUUGGCAAUACUUACUCUUUUUUUCUCCCCCUUGUACUAUGAACAGCGCGGCAAUGCCCAGUCGAGAGAUGAGAAUGGCAUGCGUCCCAAACACCUGGGUGUUAUCUACGAAAAUCUAAGCGUGGUUGGUAAUGGUGGUAUAAAGCUACCGAUCAUCACCUUCUUCGAUGCCCUAAGAAAUUUAAUCUUGGCCCCAGCGAUGCCCGUCAUCCGGCGCAUGCUCAUGCCCCCUCCAAAGACAAUCCUCCACCCGAUGAGUGGAUGCGUCAAGUCCGGCGAGAUGUGCAUGGUCCUCGGCCGUCCUAAUAGUGGUUGCACGACCUUCUUGAAAGUGAUCGCCAAUCAACGAGUCGGCUUCAAAAGUGUCGAUGGGAAUGUAACCUACGGCGGCAUUCCUGCCGAUGUCAUGACUAAACGGUAUAAGGGGGAAGUGGUGUACAAUCCUGAGGACGACAUUCAUCAUCCCACGUUGACGGUUUACCAAACUUUGAAGUUUGCCCUGCGAACCAAAACCCCCGGCAAACUCCUUCCAUCGGUGACCCGAGCGCAGUUUGCUGACCAAGUUCUGGAUGUUCUCUUGAAAAUGUUGGGCAUCAGCCACACCAAAAAUACUUUGGUUGGUGAUGCGCACGUCCGAGGUGUCUCUGGUGGUGAGAGGAAACGAGUAUCGAUUGCAGAGAUGAUGGCGACGCGUGCUUGUGUUCUCUCCUGGGAUAACUCGACUCGAGGUCUCGAUGCCUCGACUGCCCUCUCAUAUGCCAAAUCUCUACGCAUUAUGACCAACAUUUUCCAAACCACCAUGUUUGUGACCCUAUACCAAGCGGGCGAAGGAAUCUACGAUCAAUUCGACAAAAUAUUGUUACUCAACGAAGGUCGUUGUGUUUACUUUGGUCCGACCAAAGGAGCACGCGACUACAUGGUCUCACUGGGCUACAAGAACUUGCCUCGCCAGACCACGGCUGAUUAUCUGACCGGAUGUACGGACGAAAACGAACGGCAGUUUCAGGAUGACAUCGAUGUGACUCGGGUGCCCAAAACGCCCGAGGAGAUGGAGCAGGCGUACCUCAACAGCAGCACGUACCAAACAAUGGAGCAAGAGCGCAUCGAUUAUAACAAAUUUCUAAUCCAAGAGCAGCGAUUUCAGCGCGACUUCAUGGAGGCCGUCAAGGUUGACCAGGGCAAGGGAGUCAACCCAAAGUCCCCAUACACGGUUUCAAUUUUUGCUCAACUCAGGGCACUCAUUAUCCGCUCCAUGCAACUUACCUGGCAAGACCGACAAUCAUUAGUCUUCGACAUGGCAACUGUCAUUGUCCUCGGCAUUGUGCAAGGGACGGUCUUCUUGAAUUUACCCACAACUACGGCCGGAAUCUUUACGCGUGGAGGAACGAUCUUUUUGGGACUUUUAAUGAAUGUCUUUCUUGCGUUCACCGAACUACCCAAGCAAAUGCUCGGAAGACCGAUUAUGUGGAGGCAAACAUCUUUCUGCUUUUAUCGCCCGGGAGCGCUUGCAAUGGCUGGUGCGAUCGCGGAAAUUCCGUUUACCUUCCCGAAAGUUUUCGUUUUCUCGUUGAUAACCUACUUGAUGCCGCACCUUGUGCGAGACGCCGGUGCAUUCUUCACAUACGUGAUUGUUGUGUACAUGGGUUACUACUGCAUGGGCGCCUUUUACAGGUUCCUCGGUGCCAUCUCUUUUGAUUUUGACACAGCAUCACGUCUGGCGGCAACGAUGACGAUUCUCAUUUCGACCUACUCGGGUUACAUGAUAAGCAAAAGUAACAUGCCAAACUGGUUGCGAUGGAUCUAUCACAUCAAUCCGGCAAAUUAUGCCUUCGCGGCCCUGAUGGCCAAUGAAUUUGGGCGGGUCGAUUUCACUUGCUCUGGAGCGUCCAUCGUGCCCCGCGGAGAUGGCUAUCCAAGUGUUUUGGGCUCCAAUCAAGUUUGUACGGUGAUCGGAGCGCGCCCUGGAUCAGAAAUCGUCCGAGGCGUGGAUUAUAUGGAAGCUGCUCUUGGAUUUCAUUACGGGAAUAUCUGGAGAGACUUUGCGAUCGUCUGCGCAUUCUGUGUACUAUUCUUGGCCAUGGUUUUCAUAGCGGUCGAGAACCUCGCGCUUGGCUCCGGGGCUCCGUCUGUGAAUGUGUUUGCCAAAGAGAAUGCGGAGCGCAAGGCGCUCAACGAGAAACUGCAAGCCGAGAAAGCCGAAUCCAGGUCGGGCAAGAAAACGCUGAAAGUCUCUGGUGGCAGUGAAAAGCGUCUACCCUUUACCUGGGAGGCGCUCUCAUACGACGUGCCGGUACCUGGAGGUCAACGGCGCUUGUUGAACGAUAUCUAUGGCUAUGUUAAGCCUGGUACACUCACGGCUCUUAUGGGCUCUUCGGGAGCCGGAAAAACAACACUUUUGGAUGUCUUGGCCAAUCGAAAAACAAUUGGUGUCGUAUCUGGAGACAUAUGCAUCGGUGGAAGAAAGCCUGGUGCGGCGUUUCAGCGUGGAACGGCUUAUUGCGAGCAACAAGACGUGCAUGAAUGGACGGCUACAGUUCGAGAGGCCAUGCGAUUCUCAGCUCACUUGCGCCAGCCAUACGAUGUCUCUGUCGACGAGAAGAAUGCUUACGUUGAGGAAGUGAUCCAGCUUCUCGAGCUGGAAGACCUAGCAGACGCGAUGAUUGGGUUCCCCGGAUUUGGCCUGGGAGUUGAGGCCCGCAAACGCCUGACGAUUGGCGUGGAGCUUGCAGCCCGUCCUGAGUUACUCUUGUUUCUUGAUGAGCCGACGUCUGGACUGGAUGGUCAAAGCGCCUAUAACAUUGUGAGGUUUUUGCGAAAGCUCGCCAGUGCCGGACAGGCCAUCUUGUGCACAAUUCAUCAGCCCAAUGCUCUGCUAUUCGAGAACUUUGACCGUUUACUGCUGUUGAAGAAAGGUGGUCGGUGCGUUUAUUUUGGCGACAUCGGCCAAGAUUCGAAGGUCAUUUGCUCGUACUUUGCACGCAACGGAGCGGUGUGUCCGGAUGAUGCCAAUCCCGCAGAAUUCAUGCUCGAAGCCAUCGGCGCUGGCAACUCCUCACCGAUGGGAGGCAGUAAGGAUUGGGCUGAUCGGUGGUUGGAGUCUCCCGAACACGAAGAGAACAAACAACAAAUCAUACGCUUCAAGGAGGAAGCCUUGAAAGUGAACCCGCACAACCAUGAUGAGGCUAAGGAACUGACAUACGCAACACCUUUCAGUUAUCAACUCAAGCUGGUUAUCAAUCGGACCAACUUGAGUUUCUUCCGCAAUGCCAAUUACGAAGUCACCCGUGUCUUCAACCAUCUCGCAGUGGCCCUGAUCACGGGGUUGACUUACCUGAACCUUCCUUCUACGGUGAUUGGAAUCCAAUACCGUAUUUUCGCGAUGUUUGAAUUGGUUGUGCUGCUUCCCUUGAUUAUGGCCCAAGUCGAACCAGUUUUCAUCUUUGCUCGCCAGAUUUAUAUAAGAGAAUCGUCGGCGAAGAUGUAUUCUCCAGUGGCUUUUGGAAUCUCUCAAACAAUCGCGGAGAUGCCAUAUUCACUGGCUUGCUCGGUUGGAUUCUUUUUGAUUUGGUACUUCUUGCCAAGUUUCCAACUCGAUAGUUCUCGUGCGGGCUAUGCGUUCUUGAUGGUCAUCGUUGUCGAGCUCUUUGCGGUAACAGGUGGACAAGCAGUUGCCGCGGUUUCCCCAAGUCUUUUUAUUGCCGUCAAAGCCAACCCGUUUUUUGUUGUGAUCUUUUCUCUGUUCUGUGGAGUGACUGUCCCGAAGCCGGAUAUUCCGAAAUUCUGGAGGAAAUGGAUGUACGACUUGAAUCCUCUUACUCGGGUCGUAUCAGGCUUGAUUGCCAAUGAGAUGCACGGAUUGGAAGUGACUUGUUCAGCAGAAGAAUAUGCCGUCUUCCAACCUCCGAGUGGACAGAGUUGUGUUCAGUGGGCAGGUGCAUUCAUCCAACGCUCAGGGGGGUAUCUGCUUGAUCCCAAUGCCACCUCAGGCUGCCAGUACUGCCAAUACCGUGUCGGUGAUGAAUUCAUGGCCGGCCUCGAGCUCGAUUUCGGGAAUCGGUACCGAGACUUGGGGAUCCUGAUCGGUUUCAUAUGCUCCAAUGUGAUCAUCAUCGCCCUAGGCUCUCAUUAUCUCACUCACAUCUACGCCAAGCGAUGA
Puccinia graminis f. sp. tritici CRL 75-36-700-3 is the source of this 4458-nucleotide messenger RNA. RefSeq lists its product as uncharacterized. Gene Ontology annotation, molecular function: ATP hydrolysis activity; ATP binding; ABC-type transporter activity. Gene Ontology annotation, biological process: transmembrane transport. Gene Ontology annotation, cellular component: membrane. Lineage: Eukaryota; Fungi; Basidiomycota; Pucciniomycetes; Pucciniales; Pucciniaceae. The record is from RefSeq and is a predicted model, not a curated record. The coding region runs from base 1 to 4458 and encodes 1485 amino acids. The transcript has 22 exons.